AACACUUUCUUGAUUUGCGCCUGACACUUGAAUUUUGAGAGCUUUUUUCAACAACACUCAGGGUACCAGUUUAUUUUGCUUUUUGUCCAUAAUCUGAAUCAUAUUGGGUUAUCCAAGUGGGAGCAGCUUCAUGUUCAUCUACUGGCUGCCAGCAACACUAACCAACCCCUUUUGUAUUCCCUCAGUUAAAAGCUGGCUGACCUGGCGCUUUGGCUUAGACAUGACCUACUUAAUGGAGGAUUCACAAGAGAAUUGCUAGUUCUGGAUGACAUGAACAUAAAUAGCAUUUGCAGGAACAAUGGUAGUAUGUCCAUCACUACAAACUUGAAGGGUUUUUUUGAAGUACACCAAGUACUUGGGUUUAAAUCAGAGAGUGUUUGGAUUGCCUUUGGUUCAGAUCCAUCUUCUCACACUGACUCCUCUGACACACAGUCACAAUCAGCACUCUAAACCAGUAACUUAGUGCAAAAUCCUCUUGAACUGCCAGGUGCCUUUGACUCUACAGGUUAUUCCCUCCUCAAACUCUUAAUUGUUUUUGACUCCUCUAACUUUUUCCCCUCAUGAAUCUUUUGGCUUUACUCACUAGCACUUUGGCAGUACUUCCUUCAGAAUACCCUCACAAACUUCCAUCUUCCUUCUGAAGUGCUCUGUUGCUCUGCACUUGGCCCCAGUUCCCUUCCUAAUAUGAUUCCUGCCUGCUAAUCACAGGUCUUCCCACUUUCCCAACCCAUUUCAGGGAAGUAUUUGCCUCCCAGAUUCCUUUAACCAUACUCCCUCUAGCCUAUCCUGCUUUUGGUGAUUCCACUGCUUUGGGAUCUGCACACCAAAGCUAAAGUGACAACUGGUGACUCCAGGAAUGGGCCAUUCCUCCUGACAUUAUUACGUCAGCCAAGUUUUGCUAAUCAAAUAUGGGUCCUUUUUGCUUUCAUAUGCAAAGAAAAGCAGAAAUACUCAUGCCUCUCUCAGCUGCAUUGUGUUUUAAGAGUUAUGAAAUUGAGCCCUUACUGGAUACUCAAGCACAAUUCCAUUUCCUGGAGAGUUUUGAACAUAUGCAGGAUCAUCAGAGAAAGUGUCCUCUGAUCCCUAAUCCUGUAGUUGAGGGAAGAGGUGUCAGCCAAAUAGUGACCAUAGCCCAUCCUUGGUGCAGGCACAGCAUGCCUGGCAGGGCUGGGUGGUACAGGUGAGGCUUGAAGCUGCUGUAGCUCCUCUCACAGGAUUGUGCUCUGUGUGGACCUUGUAUAAACACAGACUGAUUCAGAGCACACCUGCUGGUUUUGCAGAUAGGCUGCCCUCUCCAGCGCUUUUCCCUCCACCCAAGUUGCAUAGACAAGCUCUACUUUAAUAUAAAUACAGUUUAACUAGUCAACUUCUGGUGAAAAAGGACUUGUUCUGCACUGAAAAAAAAAAAAAAAAAACCACACCACUUUGGGGAAUACAGUUUACCUGUAAAUACCAUGUGCAUAUAGCCACAAAGUUACUGAGUUCCUGAAAUUUCCUCUUGUGGUGUGUUAGGUUGAUAUCGUGGUACAUUAGAGUCUGAAUGUUCAGAUAAUUAGGCCAAUGCUUUUUGUGUUCUCAUGAUCACUCAGGAGAGGUUCAGCAGAAGAGAGGUCUCCUUUGGCGUAUCUGGAUAUUCUAUACUCAGCCCAAAGUUGUGGUUUAUACAAGCAUAAAGUAAAAAACAAUGUAUUCCCUCUCCUCUCAGAGCAUUUUUGACAUAUUCUCAGAGAGAGAUCAGGACAGCCACUGGGGAAGUAAUUGUCACUUGCAAUGUGGCUCUCAUCCAGGGAUCAGGCAGAGCACUGUGGGCUCAAAGCUGUGGUAACUUUAGUAAGUGUGACAUUCUCUAGGCAGAAUGUGAGGUCCUGUUGCUAUAAUACACACAUAUUUUUUACCCUUACUACCAGAGGGAGAGAUGAUGAGGCCAUGUACUUCAGCAGCCAUGAGCCAGCACAUUGGGAAACUCUAUAGAUCUGCAGUGUCUUCAUUCAUCUUCUUCUUGGUGGUGGAUGUAGGAGUUACUGGUGGAGGUGCAAACAAGGAGAAUGCAGCAGCAGUGACUCAUGUAACAGCACAGCCCUUGUUGUUGACACCUGAGCCUUGGAACCUUUUGGUGACUCAAACACCAGCCAAGGAGAAAGCCAAAGAAGGUGAAACUGUGACCUUGAACUGUCAUCUUAACAGUCCACAGCAUCCCUCUCUGACCGACCUGAUGGUGAAGUGGUACAAAGAAGAUGAAAAAGGGCAGAUGGACCUGCUAGAAAAGAAUGUGACCAUCUUGCCAAAUAACUCCAGGAUCUUCACGAGUGGAGACUUGUCUCAAGGGGAUGUUUCCUUGAUUAUCCUCAAUGUGACAACCAGUGACCAUGGUAUUUAUUUCUGUGAGGUUACACUUCCGGAUGGGAAGGUGGUGACAGGAGAUGGCACAAAGCUCAGGAUCAGGAGGGCUCUGGGCUUGUUUGGUAUAGAAGAAUCCAUUGGAACAAUCAUUGGGGUUGUGGCAGCAGGUAUUGGAGGCAUAGUGGUUCUGAUUAUUGUUUUAACCCCGCAACUGAGGAAGUGUAUCCUCUGCAUGAGACAAGAGUCUCGCCAAAGGUACCUGUGUUUUAACUGAAAGACAAAUUAGGCAUUUGCUUACCUUAGGUCAGACGUGGGAUCUGGCUCAGGAAAUGUGUGAAGGAAACUCAAACAGAGCUGGUUCUAUGGUCCAUCACUUUUUCAAAUAGUUUUUUGUUUAUGUUGAGUAGAGCUUCACCAAUGGACCUAAUGAAUUACCUAUAAAGAAAAUAAUAGGAUCUUCUCUAAUUGUCACUUUGGACUAAGAGUUUUUUAAUGAGAUGCUGCAGCUUCUUUUAACAAAGACCAAGGACUCAAAACAAUUUUAUGUUUAUGCUGAAGGAUGGUACUUCCUCCUGCCAACUUCAUUGCUUACAUCUGUAUUCUCGCAGUGCUUGUGCACAGAAAGCCUAAGAUGGCUUAGGUGUGUGAGGUGUGGUUUCUAAAGCCCUACUUUAAGAUCUAUCUUCUAUUAGAUCAGCUGGUAAGGUUGGAAAAACCAGACAUAUUUCACCACACAUGAGCCAAAGAAAUGCCUCAGUAAGAGACUGAUGUACCCAAAACUUUUUUCUGCUUUUUUCUGUUCUGUCAGCUGAUCUAAUUUGAGGAGACUGACACUGUAUUUUGAAACAAGUUUAGUUCCCAUUUUGAAUAACCCAAGAUGUGGUAUUUCAGAGCGAGCUCAGCUGACUUUUUGCAUUCAUUGAGGAGACGUGUGAUUUGCACCUCUUCUUCUAGCGCUCAAAAAUCUUGCUCAGCCUGAUGAAAAAAUCCCCUCCCUGAAGGGCUGGCAGAAGAAGAGCUGCUCCUGCCAUUCACUGGAGCGCUGCCGCCACCUGAUGGACAGCGUGGCGGGGACAGGGACACGCCGGGAGCUCUGCCUCUCUCAGGAGGAUCUUCCAGCCCUUGCUGAGAAGCACACUCCCUUCCAUAGGCUGCUGCUGUCCGCACAGCAUCAUCCCUCUGCAAACGCUCUACAUUAAGAGUUCACAACUUCGUCUCUAGCCAAAAAGCCUCGGAGGAGUUUAUUGUGUUGUCCUGACUCUUUGUUGCUCACUCAUUCUCUCUCCUUUUCUUGCUCAGCAUAGCUUGAGGUGCAGCAUUGCAGGAGUCGCUGGGAUAUGCAAAGCCUGCAGGUGGAACAACUUCUGAUGCCUCAUAAGCCAAAACCCGGAGUUCUAGACAGAAUAAAAGCCUUUGCCUCUA
Messenger RNA from Cyanistes caeruleus (blue tit), 3762 nucleotides. Lineage: Eukaryota; Metazoa; Chordata; Aves; Passeriformes; Paridae. The record is from RefSeq and is a predicted model, not a curated record.